AUGAGCACAAACGAACCGUCAAACAGCCAGGCCCCCGGCGCCCCUACGCUGCCGCCCAACGUCAAAAUCUUCUCUCCGGCGCAACCAAGCACGGCAUCGGCAUUGCUCAAUGGGCGCAUCUUCACACGACUCACGGCCAACACCCAGACCGAGCCGUCAAAGCUCGCGGCGGCGCUGAGAGACGCGGCCCGUCCCGAGGUCAACGACACUUUCUGCUUCAGCCAUCGCAACGUCGUGCUGAUCUUCGACGGGGAAAAGGACGGCGCCGACGUGACGGAUGCCCAUCAUGAGCAUUUCCGCCUCGUCUGCCUGGCGCUGAAGGACGCCGACAUCAGCCUCGACGUCGCCGGCUGCAUAUUCGACACCCCCGACGUCCUGCAGGCAGGCUUCCAGCUGGACACCCUGAGCUCGGGGUCAGUUCUUGUCAUCGACCUCAUGGAUGAAGACGACGAAGACGAUGACUCCGACGAGGAAGGUGAUGAGGCGGCCGCCGAGAAGCUCCUGAUGAGCGGAGACUCGGGGGCCACAAUGUCGUGA
Molecule: messenger RNA, 537 nt
Organism: Colletotrichum higginsianum IMI 349063
Lineage: Eukaryota; Fungi; Ascomycota; Sordariomycetes; Glomerellales; Glomerellaceae
Exons: 1
Coding region: 1-537 (178 amino acids)
Source: RefSeq, a predicted model, not a curated record